Messenger RNA from Oldenlandia corymbosa var. corymbosa, 6477 nucleotides. The record is from the annotation of a GenBank genome assembly. Lineage: Eukaryota; Viridiplantae; Streptophyta; Magnoliopsida; Gentianales; Rubiaceae.
UUCUAAGCCUGGAAAAGUUGAUGUCUCUGAAUUCCAUUCCGAAUUGACGGAAAUCUAAAUCUUUUCAAAUCAAAGAACAGAAAAUGAACUGGUGCGGUCGGAGCAACAAAGAACACACACAGAUUUCAGAAACGGAAAGGGAGAGAAUUAGAGUUCAGAGUUCAGAGGGUUCAAAUCAGAAGCGGAAGAAAAGAACGAACGAAUCUGUGAACUCGAUAUAGAGUCGGCCAAGAAUCGGCCGGCUUUGAUAUAAAUGUCACGACCCGGGGGCCUUUUGAGGUGGCCAGAAAAGAGAACGGGAGAAUCAGAGAUGGCCGGAGGAAAAAUAUGGUUCGAAGAUGAGAGAAAUCAGAGAAGAUGGGAAAAUUUUGGCAUUUGAAGAAUACUGUGAAUUUGCUAUCUGAGAAUGCUCCUGCUGAUAUCACUUAUGAACCUAAAAUCGAACUUAUUGUUUGUGGAAAUUGUGUGGGGGUAAGUGGAAAUGAAGGGUUUAAUUUGGCUGUAAUAUGUGAACAUGUUAACAUGGUUAAGACGGUCGACUUAUGUUGUCUCUACAAUAGAGAAGUUAAUAUUGAAACUGUGAUACUAAUUGCUGAAGAAAAUUUUCGUUUGUUGAUUGCAUGGCACGUUCUGGAAGUGGUAUUGUAUCUGCAGAAACAGAAAGAAUAUAGGGAAGAAUUUAUUGACAAGUGGAUUGGUAUAUUCCAUUCCUUAUUUUCAAUUGCUGAAUAUUUGCAAGAACUUAUAAGCAGGUUGUGCAGCCUGUGGUUUUAUCCUUCUUGUAGCCUUGAGGACAAGGCUGAAAUUAAGGAGGUAGGGUCAUUUGAGUUUUUUAUUCCGAAUGAAGCUGCUGUAACCUUCAUAUGAAGUUGUUACAUCACCGACAUCUUAGUUUUAGAGAGUUGGAAAUGCGGGGUGGAGUUCACCCUGUCGACAGGGAUAUAUAUUUGCUUGAAAUGCAUCCUUGCAGAACUGAAAUUUAUGAUUGUUGGUCUAGUUCUAUUGUCUGUAUUCAUGAGAAGACUAUGCAUAAAUCGUGUCCUGAGAGCGCCUCCAGGUAGACUAUUUUGUCCCGAAAGAAGAAGCAUACAACUGUCAAGUAAGGAUUGAAGGUAACACUAAAAGUAAAAUGAUUCUCAGCUCCAAUGAUUCAUAUAGUGAUAAAGAUGCAUGUUUAGAAUCUUUGUUUUAUGAUUAUGUGCCUGUUUGGAAUUGCUAUGUCAUUUUGCCAUAUGAUAUGGGAGGGAUGAUUACAUCUUUAGUUCCAGUUGGGUGGUGCGUUGUUGAAUCUGGUGAUUUCAAUGUGUUUGCUAGUGCUGAAAGUCCAGUUGGCAGUAAAGGUAAUGAUGCAAAAGGAUUUAUUUUGGAUGAACGAAAUGGAAGUGAUUUAGGGAAGAAAAUGUCUAACAUGUGUAGAAGCAUUCAUGGUGCUGUUUGGGAUUAGGGAAUAAUUGUUGUAGAAGGAGAGCAUGCUGGAAUGUCGUCUAAAGACGCAAACAGGGAACGCAAGUCCUGGUUUUGAAUUAUCAAUAGAUUUAAUCAUAUUCCUUACUUCUUCAAGAGUUUUGGUAACCAGAUUAACAGCCAGCUUCAUAUUCAUGCUUCUUUUCCUUGCACUAUUAAAACUAAUGUUGCUGAACCAGUGUCCAGGCCAAAUUCUGGUGGAUCUUAUUUGCUUAAAAAUGGCGGGAGCUGGACAGAAGUAGCUCAAACUAUCAUUUUCGAAACUGAAACAGGAUCGAGCUCUAAUGAAGCAUGGAACAAUACGGACCCGCAUCUUAGCUGGACUGAAAAAGUGACCAUUUUUAGGGGAGGUACAAAGAUUUUUGAAGGUAGGAUCGAAACAAUGGUUGUAAGCAUUGACCAGAACUUUACUUGGUUGAUAGUUUGGCACCUGCUUGCAAGGAAUUCAGAAGUCAGCAGUGCUGAGAAUGGUUACAAGGGAUUAAUAGCUGAUUGGUUAUCUUUCUAUACAAUCUUUUCAUUUUCAGUUUUAGUGUUAGUAUUUGAUGUUAGUAUUAUUGUCAAUUACCGUAGUAUUUUUGAAGUUUUAUUUGGCAGUUUGUUCUUUUUUGAAACACAGUCUUGGGGACAAGACUAUUUUAAGAGGAGGGGUUUGUCACACUCCUGAACUGAAUUGCAAGGAUAAGAAAGUUUAGAGAUUUAUUUGUAAUUUAUGUAAUUUGGGGACUAUAAAUAGUCUACCAGGGACUGCAAAUGGAUUAUCGAAAAUAUUGAAUGAAAUUGGAAUUUUUCAAUUUUCCCUUCUUCUCCGAUUUCUCUCAUCUUCGAACCCUAUUUUUCCUCCGGUCAUCUCUGAUUCUCCUGUUCUCUUUUCUGGCCACCUCAAAAGGCCCCGGGUCGUGACAUUAUCACUAAGCUCAGGCCCACUAACUUUUAAGGUAUACAAUCAGCCCAACAAAGAAAACAGUGAAACUACCCAAAUCCAUUUUCUGGGUUUCUAAGCCGGAAAAAAAACCAGAUGAAAUUCCAAUAAUCACAUUCAGCUUCAAAAUCAACCUUCCCGUCUAAAAUUAGAAACUUUCCCUCCUUUAGCUCUUCCAGCGGUAAUUUCUCCGGCCAUUGCCCAUUGUUCAUCGGUUCAAAUUUCGGAGAAAUGGAAGCCAACAAAUCCAUAAGGGUCUCCGAUGAAACCCAGAACGGGAUCCUACAACUAUCACGGAGGUGGGAUGAAAUGAGUCCUGAACUGUUAUCCAUUAUAUUCAGGAAAAUCGGUCCGGUGGAUGAAAUGGUGAGGUCAGUUAGCUUAGUCUGCCGAGGGUGGCUGGAAACGGUGGCAGGCCCGGACUGUUGGGAGGAGAUUGAAUUGCAGCAAUGGUGUCGGAGUCACUGGAAUUCCACUUCCAGCCGCUCUGAUGGUGCCAGGCUAAAGGUUGACUCUGUUGUUAGAAGACUUGUUCGCUGGAGCAAAUGCACCUUCAAGAAACUUUCGGCUUCCCGGCUCGGCGAUGCCGGAUUUUCUUACGUUUCAAAUUGUGGAAGAUGUCUCAAAAUCCUUCAUAUUCCUGUGAGCGAAAUUACUGAUCAGAUGGUGAUAAGGCAUGCCCGGUCAUUGGUAAGCUUAACAGAGUUGGACAUUAGCUAUUGUUUUAUGAUCACAUUCAAGGGUCUUGAAGCAUUUGGGAAACAAUGCAAGUCUUUGACUCAUUUGAAAAGGAACAUGCCUCCACUGGAGAGUUGUGAAGCUGAUGAUAAGGAGGCACUCACCAUAGCUAAUACCAUGGCAAGAUUACAGCACCUUGAGUUUGAAUUUGGCCGUUUGACGGAUGUUGGCGUUAGCGCGAUAUUUUCCGAGUGUGAGGCUCUUUCUUACCUGAGCAUCCAUGGAUGCUGGAAUGUGAUGCUGGAAGGAGAUCUUGAAGAACGGUCCAAAAAACUUUUGCUCUUUAUCAGACCAUACGUUUUUGACAGAAAUGACAGUGAGGGGUUGUCAGAAAAUGAGGGCACAGAAGCUGAUAGUGGUAGUGAAGAAGAAGAAUAUGUCUGUGUCGAUUCAGAGUAAACAGCAUCCGGAGAACUUUUGGUCUUUAUUGGACCAUCAACUGGAAAAUGGCAGUGAUUUGAUCGACAGAAGUGGAGGCAUGGAAGCUGGUAGCUUCUGGAUUUGGAUCAUACAUUCCGAAAAGGAUGUCACUGCAAAACCGCUUCAGAUUAAACUAUAAGACCGAGUGUCGGUACAUUGUUGUACAGUUUCAGUCUGUAAUAGAGAACAUUUUGCUGCCUGUAGUCGCAAUUCCUUGUGCUAAUUGACUUUAUAUACGAUAUGCUCUUUCAUAUUGCGAAAAAAACAUACCUCGGGAAGAGAAACAUUUGGCAUAUCUGCGAAUAAUACAUCUUUACUAAAUCUAUAUGGCAAGAUUAGUCACCUACAGUUUACAUUUUUAUGAGACAUUUUCCUUCAAGUUGGAGAAUGCAUACAGAGAACCUUGAACCUUGUAAAAGUAAAACGUUGGUUAAAUUUGUUAAUUCCGGGUUUAAUAUACUCCAUGUUUCAAUACUAAAUCUCCAAAAAACAAUUUAAGGAUUUCAAUCCAACAAUCAUGGUCUGAGAAAAAAAUCCAAACUCAAAACAGAAAUAAAUUGCUUGGAAACAAUCUCAAGUAAUCUGGCUAUUCCUAUUCCUCAAUGUUUCGGCUAUUCAAGGAAUGUGAGAAGCAGAUCAUUUGAACACAAAAAGAAUCUCAAGUUGUGUGUUCACAAAAAGAAUCUCAAGUUGUGUGUUCAAAUCGAAGAAGAAUCGAAAAUAAGAAUUGCCCCCAAACAAUUGAAUUAUACGCCAUUCAAGAUCGGUGGCCAUCGGACUAACAACUGUCCCCUUGCAGAAAAUGAUAUAAGCAUAAGCAAAUUUUUUGCUUUACACUCCCUUCGGUCCUGUUUAUAAGACACAAUUUCAAACUACGUUGCACCAUGUGCAUGAGUUUACAUAGACCUCACCCUCCUCCAUCCUAAAUAACAGGCUAUAUACAAGUAAAGUCUAGGCAAAUACCAAGAGCAAAUACAUGCACUGAGACAUGUAUGUGCUUGAUCCAGUCUUCAAAACAAACAAGUCGUACAAAGGAACAAGAAGAAAAUGCAAUAUCAUCCUCAGCUUUGAAGAAAUAAUACAAUUCUUUGACCUUCCUCCAAUCAGAACAAGGUUCUGAAGCAGAAUGCAAAAGAAAAAAAAAACACAACUGUUUCUUCUCUAGAGAUUAAUUCUAAUGCAUACAAUAAGUUAAAUGGAUCCAAAACAAGUACUUUCCAACCCGUUUCUUUGCUAAUCGGGCUGAUAACAUUGUAGGUAAUCUUGUCCAACAAUCAUUUCCUUCCAUUUGGAAAUCGAUUAAAGCAUAUAUCAUCGUUAGCUUUGAAGGCCUCAGAGAUUAGCAAGAGAUGAAUGAGUUUCCAAAAUCUCAAAGUUACCCUCCAUUGAUAUCUUUGACUUUUUCCCAUUCAAAACUUCUAAAGCACAUAGUAAAAAGCGACCAUUUGUAGUUUGGAGAUUAGUUCUAAUACAUUCAAUAACUAGACAGAUCCAACGCAAGCCCUUUCCCAUACAUUUGUUCAUAUAAACCACAGCAUCAUCAUAUUUACCACAUCUAAGAAAUCCUCAAAUGAUUACAUUGUAGGCAAUCUCAUAUGCCAAAUGACCAUUUAUUUCCAUUUGGACAAAAAGAUCUUUUAGCUUCAUCUAGCAAACUUAGCUUGCAUGAGGUAGCCAACUCCUUCAAGAGAGACACUAUUAAACAUAUCCAAAGUGCUUUAUCAAGUCUUCCACUUUUACAGAAUCCAUCAAAAACAAUAGUAUACAUAACCACAUGUAGCUCUACACCAUCCAAGCAAUAUCUGCAAUGCAUGGUUCACUAGCUAUCUUGCAAAGACCAUCUAGCAUUGCACGAUAAAAGGAUUACGAAUUCAAUAUUAUUUUAGGUGUUUCCAGCCUUAGACAGUCUGUCAAAUCCAUAUCCACACCCCAUGAGACAAAUUCUUAUUUAUUAUCUUCUUAAACAAUUCUUGAGACAUGGAAAAGAAUGAAGACGCCAGACACAAGCCCACUUCUGAAGAAGGCUCCCAGUACUGAAAACCCCAAAUCUACUCGACCACUUCAACGACAUCCAAAAAUGAUCGUAGUAGACAUCAAUAGGGAUAAAUUUUCCUCAACCACCCAAGCCCAGAUCAAAUAGGGCUCACACGAAAAUUCUUGCCAGCUUGCAGUUACUGUGGAACAAUGAAAUCCAUGAAAGGGAAUGGGAUACAGACCCGGAAGAUGGGAGGGAUGUGCAAGAGGUCCCGCGUGACAAGCAAGCGUAGUAGUUAAUAUACAUGAUGAAAAUGGUUUAAAGAUGUCCAUAGCAAUCAAAAAAAGCAACCUCUUCCUCUCCUCCAUUAAAAGACAGACAAAGCUUUCCCCCAAAAAAGUUACUCUUCUGAGUUCUGCGAUACCGAGAAUAAUGCCGACAGAACUAAGGCACAGUCGACCCUAACUCUAAAACCGAACCACUCACAAGCAAGUAUUCCUGUUGCAUAAGUAAGCAAUUGAUUUAUUCCUCCCUUCGGAUGGCUUUUACAAACGAUUACAAAAUUAAUCCAAUUUCCGUGUGCAAAAAUAAGCUAUAAGAAACUAAUGAAAUACUGACCUAAAAAAAAAGAAAGGAUGCAUUCCUAGGAAUCCAUGACUGCAACUCACACAAAAAAGGAUUGGAAAAAUCCGCCAAUAACAUACCCAGAAACAAAACUCAAAAUCCCAAAAUCGGAAAUUCAAAAUUUGCAAUAUCAACCAAUAAACAUGAAAUCAAUUUCGAUUGACGAACAAUUAGGAUACGAAAGUUACCUGUCUGGAUAUUGAAGAUCUGAAAGUCGCCAAAAUUAGGGUUUGAAGGCGUGAAAUGGGAGGGAUUAGUUUCUUCCUAUUUAAACGCUUCAACUUCAAAGUUCUACCGUACGUAUUUCCUUUUCUUUUUUCUUUUUUAUAUUAAG